CGACUUUGAGUUUGUGUGCAGACUGAUAAACAAGUUGAGUAUAAAUAGGGAGGAGACAGCCCAUUGUGCAGAGCAGCAGUCUGCGGAGGACCAAGGGGCAGAGUGAGGCCCCAACAUGUGGAAGGGCUUUGUUCUUGCCCUGGCUCUCUGCCUUCUCCCUUGGGGAGGGGCAGGGAGCCAGGGUCACCGAACGCUGUGUAAAAAACCACCAGAUUGGAAGAUAGGAUCCCAGAGUCCCAUGCUGGAUGCAGAUGGAACAGUCACAGUUGUGGCACUUCUUCAAGCAAGCUGAUACCUGUGCCAGCUGCAGGCUUCCAGCUUGGAUGAACUGCAGCAGAAGUUGGAUAAUGAAAGCUAUACAAACGUGUCCUUUAUGGUCAUCGACCACCAAGAGGAACGCUCACACCACGAACUGAAGUCCAGGGUCUCUGAGCGCAUUCCAGUGUAUCAGCAAGAGGAGGAGCAGCCAGAUGUCUGGAGACUACUGAAGGGGAAAAGAAAUGACAUUCUCAUUUAUAACAGGUGUGGGCGUCUGGUCAAACACUUCGAGCUUCCCUAUGCGUUUUUGCAGUUCAGUUAUGUGGAGGAUGCUAUAAAGUCAGUGUAUUGUGAAAACACCUGUGGAGACUGCAAACACCAGAUUACCAGUGAUGUGUGCAAGAAAGAAGAGGAAGUACCAACACAGGGUAAGGUAGAAGAAGAGCCGGUGGAUGCACUGAAACAUUGUCCACAUCAUCACCACCACCACCACCACCACAGACCUGGCCAUCAUCAGCAAGAGGAGGCCAAGGUGGCAGACCCUAGCGAACCGAACACCAAUGUGCACAGGAAGAAUCACCACCAACAGGGGGAAGAUGGAGUAGAAGAAGUUGAUGUCAGACCAGAACAUCCUAGUGAGCACAGGGUAGCUGGGUCAGACACCCCAGCCGUAAAAAACAAACUCUGAAAAAAGUCUAAAAGCUGAAAGAAGCAAUAUCUCUGAGACUGGGAAGAGGAGUCAGGAAAGGCCACUAACAGCUGAUGCUGACACUGCAGACAGCUGUCCUUUGAGACAGUACGAAAGGGAGUCACUUGACAGUGCAAGGGGGUUCUCCCAGCUUCCUGCAAAUGACAGGAACUGCUGUCGGACAGCCCCUCAGAAGCCUGACAGUGACGUCUGCCUCCCGCUGCAUGACAAACAUCCAAAGUGGCCCAUCCUGAUGACAAGCAUUCCUCAGUCACAGAGCAUCGUGUUGCUUGAGAAUGAUCAAAGGGGACAGAAAACUGACAGUGACGGGAACUGUGCAAAGAGCACCAGUAAGCUGCUCAAAUUACACAAAGUACCCGCAAAAAGCAGAACACGUGGCUUUCCAGCUGUGACUGAACUAGCUGUACCAGUGUCACCUUUCAGGAAUAGCGAAUGUGAAGUUCUAGAAGAGCUGGACAGUCACCUGUUCUCUAGUUGAGAUCUAAGUCAGUAAUCUUGUCUCCUAAGAUCACUAUGGUUAAACGUUGUCCUGCUGGAGAGUUCGGCA
Nanorana parkeri is the source of this 1514-nucleotide messenger RNA. It is a transcript of the gene SELENOP, whose product is annotated as selenoprotein P. Gene Ontology annotation, molecular function: selenium binding. Lineage: Eukaryota; Metazoa; Chordata; Amphibia; Anura; Dicroglossidae. Gene Ontology annotation, biological process: selenium compound metabolic process. The record is from RefSeq and is a predicted model, not a curated record. The transcript is spliced from 5 exons. Gene Ontology annotation, cellular component: extracellular region.